Messenger RNA from Drosophila elegans, 1817 nucleotides. RefSeq names its product glutactin. The transcript is spliced from 5 exons. NCBI's taxonomy places the organism in Eukaryota, Metazoa, Arthropoda, Insecta, Diptera, Drosophilidae. The coding region runs from base 62 to 1738 and encodes 558 amino acids. The record is from RefSeq and is a predicted model, not a curated record.
ACAUCACACCCGUUUCAUUCUCGAUUCAGUUCGCGUCCAAAGUUGACUUCAGUCGGGUCUGAUGCGUAGACGCGGCGUAUACGUGAUGCUGACGUUGUGCGGUGUGGUGACCGCUGCUCUAACCGCUUUUCUAGUGGUCACCCUCACCGGCGGGCAAGUAGCAGAUGCAUCCGAUGCAACAGUAAAGGUGGAACUAUCCAAUGGCCAGGGGGAAGUGCUUGGCAAUUAUGGCUACACAGCUUGGACGGAUCAAACUUUUAUGCAAUUUCGUGGCAUUCCCUUUGCCGAACCACCAACGGAGGAGUUGCGUUUUCGGCCACCUGUGGCCCGCUCACCAUGGACGGGCACCCUCGGCGCACUGAACUUUGGACAACGGUGUCCCGUGAUAACCAAUCUGGAUGGCCAGUUGUCUGAUGCUGAACUCGAAGAUUGCCUCAAUUUGUCGGUCUACACCAAAAAUCUCUCUGCAAGCCAGCCUGUAAUGUUUUACAUUUAUGGCGGAGGCUACUAUAAUGGAUCAGCCGAGGAUCACCCACCAAACUAUAUCCUAGAGAAGGACGUGGUACUUGUGGUACCCCAAUAUCGAGUUGGAGCCCUCGGCUGGCUGUCGACAUACACGGAAGAGCUUCCUGGAAAUGCUCCCAUUGCGGAUAUUCUACUGGCUCUCGAAUGGGUACAACUGCAUAUUGAUCGCUUUGGUGGUGACCCCGAAAGGGUGACUAUAUUUGGCCAAAGUGCCGGAGCUGGAGUAGCUAGUUCUUUGUUGCUGAGUCCCCGAACUGGCGACAAUCUGUUUAAGCGAGCCAUUGUGCAGUCCGGUUCGAUUUUCGCCAGUUGGGCUAUUAACAAGGAUCCACGGGCACAAUCACAAAGGAUUUGUAUUAAGUUGGGAUGUCCUAGCUGUGAACAGCCGGAUCAGCUGGUGGAGUGCUUACAAAAGGCUAAAGUUAAAGAUAUUCUGGUGGCCACAACCUCAGAGUCUUUUUCGCCUAUUGUAGGUGAUUUGCAGGGCAUCCUGCCGCAACAACCCAAUGAGCUCGUAAAAAGCUAUAGCAAACAGAUUCCCUUGCUUACAGGAUUUACUCAACAUGAUGGUUCCUUCGUACUAGCAACCUAUUAUGAUGCUCUGGCAGCCAAGAUGUCCAAUGUGAGUUUGUUAAGUGUUCGCCAGUUUUCUCAAGGUAUUAAUGACAUGGUUAAUGACACUUCGGGACUCACGGAUAACAUUUUGAGUCGCCUGCUCUUUAGGCCAAAGAUACUCAACAGCCAUGAUCACAAUGCUGCAGUUCCCCCUUACUUUGAUCUGACUUCGGCAAUCUUUAUGAAAUCCCCUGUGAUAACGCUGGCCACUAAAAUCUACACCUCACAACCGUCAUCGCCCGUUUAUCUAUAUAGUUUUGAGUACGAGGGCAAAUACACUCGAUUUGGCUAUGAGUUCGGCAACUCACACUAUCCAUUCAAUGGAGGAGUGCAUCACUCGAACGACAACAUCUAUCUGUUCGCCACUCAUCCUCUUGAGGGGCAGGACACUCAGAUGGCACAGAAAAUGGUGGAGAUGUGGACCUCAUUUGCCAUCGAUGGCCAUCCCAGCGAACUGAGUCCUUUGACCAGUGCAAGUGGACCAUACAAUCAACUUAAUUUGGAGAUAACUAAAGGAGAAGAUUUAUUGGACACUCUGACGGCCGCAAUCGAUGAUCCCGACAAUGGGCGAUUGCAGCGAGAGGAUAUGGAGUUUUAGUGGAGUGCCAUACGAUUGAUUAUUUAGAAAGUGUAAAUAUUUUUCUAUUAUAUAAGCAGUAAAGUUUUAGAUUUAACAA